UCAGAGAAAAACUUUGUGGAUGCAUUGUUUGAGGGGACCUGGCGUUCGGUGAACCCAAUUGGGUCAGACGACCUAGACAGGAAAGUGUCUUCCGCAGAAAGUAUUGACUCAGAGAUCUCAUCCACUUGCCUGGAUGCUGUAACAAGCCUUGAGGAUGUGUUUGAUGAUCUCGUUGAAAGUGUCCUUGAUGAAAUGGGUGAUUUCGGGCCUGGCAUUGAAGGAAUCACAUCGUCAUCAGCCACCAAUAGCUCGCCAUUCAGUGCUCGCCCUAGAAUACCAGUGCCAAUAAGUGGGUCUUUUAAUACCCAAACUAUCCCUUCGGUGGACAAACACCCUCUAUACAGAAACGACAACUGGUAUCAGCUUCCCAAGCCUUCGUGCCAUUCAGUCGGCAAUUCAUUUGAGGGUUUUAACUUUGGACUAGUUGCAGGUUUACAGAAUCCCUCAAGAGGGUUGAUCACAGUUAUGAGAAAGCUUUGCGAUUUGCUAGCAAAACCGAGAUCGGACCACUUGGAUUCUGUCUUUGUACGUCUUCUAAACAACACCGUGAAAGAAAUGGAAGAUGCCUCUAAACCUCAACCCAAACGAUCAAGAAAGAAAGUCACUGAGAGACAAUGUGUCUUCAAAAGACAAAAGAAGAAUCCCAGAGUUUAUCCAAUUGAUAACCAAUCCCGUUCAGAGCCAUCUCACAUUGUUCCAAGAAAUUCUUAUUUUCUUCCUUUGAGGUGUCACUCUUAUUUGUCUGCCGUUUCCAACGCUGAGGGUAAUCCUAUAGAGACUGUGGACUUGACGAGUGAAGAAGACAAUGCCAAGGGAAAUUGCCGACCAUCACAAGAUGGGCCUUUAAUUGCUCUAGAGGACACUGUGUCUGAUUUCACGGGCGGUUUUUUUCAUUAG
This is a messenger RNA of Porites lobata, 897 nucleotides long. Lineage: Eukaryota; Metazoa; Cnidaria; Anthozoa; Scleractinia; Poritidae. The record is from the annotation of a GenBank genome assembly.